Molecule: messenger RNA, 864 nt
Organism: Astyanax mexicanus (Mexican tetra)
Lineage: Eukaryota; Metazoa; Chordata; Actinopteri; Characiformes; Acestrorhamphidae
Product: B-cell receptor CD22-like
Exons: 6
Source: RefSeq, a predicted model, not a curated record
UCUGGUGAGAACUGUUGGAGUGUGAUCUACUCAGAGAGAAGAGUGUGUGUUCUGGAGGAUUCCUCAGUGGACUUUCCCUGCACUUACUCAUAUCCCAGUGGACAGAGAGUUACUGAAUCAUACUGGUUUUACGUUCAGCCUGGAGUGGAUCCAAAUGAUCUGAGUAAGGAAGAUCAGUUUGCAGGUCGAGUGGAGUUUCUGGGGGAUAAAGAGAGAAACUCAACUCUGAGAAUCAGAAAUGUGACGAAGAAUGACUCUGGAGAAUAUCGGUAUCGAUUUCUUAAUGAUGAAGGAAGGGGUUUCUCUGGUACUCCUGGAGUUAUUCUGAGUGUUACAGAUCUUCAGGUGAAAAUGAGUCCCAGCUCUCCAUCAGAAGGACAGACAGUAACACUGACCUGUAGCUCCACCUGCACUCUGCCCAACAACCCCACCUACAUCUGGUACAAGAACGGACAGCCUGUAACCAACAAACCCACCAGAUACAACAAGCUCUACCUGGAGUCAACAAGCCCUGAGGAUGUUCUCCAGUAUUCCUGUGCUCUAGGAGGUAAUGAUGAAAAAAGCCUAGAGGACAUCACAGUGUUAAUCAUCACAGUGGGCGUGGUCAUCUUUCUGGCUGUAAUCCUGAUCACAGGACUGGUGUGGAGGUGUUGGGUGAUCAGGAGGAAGAGAGGAGCAGAGAGAGAAGCAGAUGUUCAGACUGGAACCCCUGUAGACGACACUUACACAGCUCUAAACCCCACCAGCAUGUCCUCUGAUUACGACACUCUGACUGUUAGAACAGUCUCUUCCAGUGGUCUGUACUCCUCCCUGAACCCUGCAACCAUGUCCUCUGAUUACGACACUCUGACUAGCUGGGAAUAA